Fundulus heteroclitus (mummichog) is the source of this 1298-nucleotide messenger RNA. Its product is annotated as progranulin. Bases 138 to 923 code for a protein of 261 amino acids. NCBI's taxonomy places the organism in Eukaryota, Metazoa, Chordata, Actinopteri, Cyprinodontiformes, Fundulidae. Gene Ontology annotation, cellular component: extracellular region. The transcript has 6 exons. The record is from RefSeq and is a predicted model, not a curated record.
GUUUUUCUGCCUGCCAAUGAUUGCAAUACCUUCGUCGGUUUCCUGCCAUAUUUGAAUGGGAGGGUCCGGUGUUGGCUAUAAAGAGCGAGGCACCACCCUUGUGACAGGCAGCUGUCUGAUCACUUCAUUCGCCAAAGAUGCCGGGGAUCACUUUGUGGCUGUGCGCAGGAGCGUUUCUGUGGGGCUCUGCGCUUUGUGACAUCAAAUGUCCUGAUGGGACCCCCUGCGCUGAUUUGUCAACCUGCUGCCAGACCGCUCAGGGUUACGGCUGCUGUCCGUACCCAAAGGCCGUCUGCUGCGCUGACCAUUCCCACUGCUGCCCCUCGGGGUACAGCUGCAACCUUGCCGCGCAGACGUGCGUGAAACAGAGCCAGCCGUGGAUCAGCAUACCGAUGGCCAAGAAGGUGACUGCAGAGGUGCCAAGCUCCCCGGCGCUGUCUCUAAUCCCCUCUGAGGAGGUGAAGAACAACGACAACAACAACAACAUCUACGUCCCCGACCAGAUAAAGAGCACAGUUGUCCACUGUGACAACUAUUACGUUUGUCCGGAUGGUACCACCUGCUGCAGACAUCCAGCGGGUGCCUGGUUCUGCUGUAUAUACUCUCCUGGAAGAUGCUGCCUGGAUGGCUACCACUGUUGUCCGUACGGUUACGACUGUGAUUUCACGUACACUCACUGUAUCAGAGGAGGCCUGAGGUACCCGUUCUACUACAAACCAGCUCUGUCUUCAGUCCCCGCCUCUCAGCUCUCAGCACCCCAAGACGGAGGCGGCCUGCAGGAGGCUGUGCAAAUGGCUCUAACAGAGACCAGCGGCAGCUCCUUUGAGCGGGGAGCCAGUCGCUGUGACGAUAAAUUUCACUGCCCGAAGGGCUCAAGAUGCUGCAAGGGACCCGACGCCCAGUGGAGCUGCUGUCCUAACUAGCUGAGUCUUCUGCUGCUCUGAUGGUCGGCUCCACUGUGAGUACGGAUCCUCCUCUACGGCCAAAUGCAGAAAACAGAAGAAGUUGAACCCAGGAACACACCAAAAACGCUUAAAACGCAUUAAUCAUUUUUUACUCAUUUUUAUUGGACCUGUUCUCUUCUGAUAUUUGAUAAACAUGUCCAGCAAAGUCUCUCUGUGCUUCAUUCUUUCACUUAGGCUGUACUGAAUAAGAUUUGUUUCACAGUUAACAAGUAAAUAAUGUGCUCACGACCACAUGAGAUUAUCAUGACGGACAGUUAUUAUUUGUUGACCUUUACAUUACUUCAUGUCACUGUUUGGCUACAAGGAACAAUAAAGACUGAGCAGAAAAUCAAA